This is a messenger RNA of Sorghum bicolor (sorghum), 1953 nucleotides long. Its product is annotated as zinc finger CCCH domain-containing protein 34. The coding region runs from base 70 to 1593 and encodes 507 amino acids. NCBI's taxonomy places the organism in Eukaryota, Viridiplantae, Streptophyta, Magnoliopsida, Poales, Poaceae. The transcript has 3 exons. Gene Ontology annotation, molecular function: metal ion binding. The record is from RefSeq and is a predicted model, not a curated record.
UCAUCUCCCAAAAAAAAGGUUCAAAACCCCAAGCCGUCGGUACCGUCGCCGCCGCCGCCGAGGGGAGCAAUGGAGCCCGUGGCGGCGGAGGAAGGAGAGGACCCACGGUGGAGGCGGAGUAACACCGAUUGCGUCUCCUUCCUCGCUUCCCGCUUCGCCUGCACCAAGGGGGCUAAUUGCGAGUUCCGGCACUGCGAGGGCGCGCGGUUCAACCAGAGCUGCUGGUACUGGUUCCGAGGCAACUGCGUCAACCCGAGCUGCACUUUCCGCCACCCCCCAUUGGAAAGCUUAAACCGAACCAAACCCUUGGCAGAUCCACUUGUUUCAUAUGCUUCUGCUUCUAUCAAGGCAGCUAAUCCUUGUUAUUUCUACUACAACUCGUAUUGUAAGAAAGGUGACAGUUGUUCCUUCCUACAUGAUCCUAUUACUCGUAACAAUGUCGGAAUUUCUUCUGAAGCUCUCACUUCUAAUCUUGCUAAAAAUAGCACUCCUGCUGGCAAUGAGAUGAUUGAAUCAUCGAAAGAUGCUCUUGUUAAUCCUUGCCAAGGCAGCCCUGACCGCACAAAGGAUCACCAGUCAGGACUUCCAGCCUCAAGCAGUCCCAAACAUAAUGGACUUAUUCUCAAUGCACCUCAAACAUCAAUUGAUACAGUGGGAUACAUGAAAAGCUUCACACUGUCUGAUCAGAGUUCAGGAGAUUCAGGGAUUGAACAUGCUGAAUAUGAUAUAUCGCGUGAUUCCUCCCCUGGGUUUGAUGUUCUUGUUGAUGACGGACUUUCUAACAUGAUUGAUCUUGAGCAUCAAUCCACACAAGAAAGGGACACAGAGGUGCUUCAUGUGAAACAUCAUGUUGGAGACUCCAUUGUUUAUGGUCUGGAUUAUUAUGAUGCAGAGUACAAUGAACAAGGACUUCGUGGCUUUGAGCAUGGCAGUUGUCUUGAUUAUUUUGAAGGAGUUCAAGGGCAUGACCGUGUGACCACUUCAGGACAUAUGUUGCAUAAUAGAAUAAAUCUUGUAAAUCCCUCUUGUGAAGAGCAUGUACCAAGAUUCUUCAAUCCAAGAAGCUUAAUGGACUCACAUGUUGGCUCUAAUCAUCAGAACUCUCAGAUUGGACACAUUUCAAAGCGACCACCUGAGAGAAGAGGUGCUAAGGGCAACAAUGGCCGCAAUAAGAGAUGUCGUAUUCAUGAAGCCAGGAAUGGUUCCGAAGAGAUCGACACUAGACCAACUCAUGACAUGCAAAAUUCAUUGAUAGGAGAUUGUUCUCGGCCUCUUGCCUGUGCAACCUUCAGAGGACAGAAGAAGAAGAGUAGAAAAAAACAACGUCAUGCUCGUUCUGCUGGACCAUCUAAAUAUUCUACUGCAAAUGUGAAGCACCUGGAUCCUGAAGAUUUUAUGGGUCCAAAGACACUUGCUCAGAUAAAAGAAGAGAAGUGUAGAUCCAAGUCAAGUGCUAGUCAUCCCACUGUUCACAUGCCUCAUGGGAGUGGGAGAUCGUCCUCAAAUGAUUUUGAGGGGCCUAAAUCUCUGAGUGAGCUUCUCAAGGUCAAGGGGAGGACUUCUGUUGAUAGGGAAUCAUGCUGUAGCAAGUAAUUACAACAUAAUGAACUUGGUCAGAACUCAGAAUGAUGUCAUUGACAGCCACUUUUGUUAUCAUAACAAACAACAUGGAAAUACUUCUGUUGAAGAGCAUGGAAAGUGUUGACAAUUCUGUGAUCUGCAGACAAAAUUGUUAACAUGAGUUUGACUGUGUGAAGAGGAGGAAGGUUCUAUUCUGAAAUUACAUUUACUUAUUUCCACGUUUAGCAGAUGACGUUAAACCUCCUGUUGUUUUGUGUUACUAAAUGCUAACUGUAAGUUAUGGCUUGCUGGAGAUGAAUCACGCUCUUGGAUUCCGUCCUUUCACUCCGUGAAACAGUGAUGAACCUUCUAUGUAGGUUUUCUUACUUAUGU